CUGGAUACCUCGCCGAGCACGAUACGCGUAUUCAGUAGAUACGCGAAGCUAUAACGGUACACAUGUUGCUGUCGGAAAACGCGAGCGGCCCAAGUGGAAAUGUAGCCCAAUCCGUUCGCUUCAGGGUAUCCGUUUAAAGAGCUCCCUCGCACACACACUCGCACACCCGCACACCCGCACACACACACACACAGCCACGCACAAGUGUCCUCGGCUCUCACCACCACAGUCGCAAGUGCGUCCGCCGCUCGAGUAUCUGUGUGAGUAGAAGAGGUGUUUGCCAUUGUACUCAGAUACAGGAUUUAGUGCCGAAGUGCUUAAUAAAACCAUCAUAAAAACCGUCGAAAGUGAUAAAUGCAAAUCAUUAUAAAUAAAAAUAACCAAUUGCUAAAGUGUGCUCCUCUAACUGGGCCAAUAACUACAAUUAACAUCCUAGUAGUCGAGUGGUAAUGCAUCAAAAGAAGUUCUAUUUGCCGGUUUGCCUCGCAGAGCUACACAAAUAUUUGUCAUAAUUAAAUUAAAAAGCCCAAAGCAACAAAAACUUAAUCACCAUAUAAACCAAACAAACAAAAGCUAAAUGUGAUGUUCAAGUCUCAAGACUAAAGAGCUAAAUUCAUGGAAUUCCCCUCUCAAAUGCAAUAUAAUAACUUUCUCAGAAUCCUUGAGGAUUAUCAAAAUAUUUAUAUAUGCAAUAUAUAUAUUUAAAACAAGAAACCUAAUGAAAAUCCUGAACGACUAAAGUAGCAACAAACGUUGCCGCGGCUGACUUUGAAAACAGCUCCACUUCACUCCAGUUGCCACCACUUCAGUGGCUCCACUUCACUCGAAGGAAGGGCUCCGGCUCCACGGCUCGCUGCUCGGUUUGCGGUGCCGUGCCUCGAGUUCGUCGAUAAUUGGAAUUUACGACUGUGGCAUAAAAGAAAAAAAGUAAAAAAAAAAAAUAAAGCGAAAAACCAGCUAGUAGAAUACGGGCUACAAGGAUAUAGCCCAACCACGGGCUCGUCUCUGUUGUUUGGUGACUCGUGCUCGAAUACCUCGUUCCCCAGCCACCAUUCCACUAACCCAUCCCCCAAAAUCCCUAUUCCGCUCCCUUAAACAGUCCUUCGAUAGUCGGGUGCCGUGUAAAUAUUUUUUUGUCAUCGCUGCUCCGUGUGCGGUUCAAUUGGCCCUGUCAGUGGCAGGCGCGCUGAUUUGUUAUGGUAAUAGUUGUCAAAACGAGAGGAGAUUCGAGAGAUCCUCCUCGGCGGCACUUGAUUACACUUACAUGGCCACAAUGGCAGACGAACACAUAUACUUACGUAUGUUGUAGUGUAUCCUUGUGUAGUGUAAGCUUAACGAAAUCAAAACUAAAUUGUAGUGGGAGGUGCCAGUGUAAAUGUCGCUCAAUUAGCAGUACAAUCGGUUCUUGUGCUCGUUAAGAGGCUCCAAUUACUAUCUUUCGGUUUCAUCACAGAUUCAACUCAGACGGCGUGUCUGUGGCUCAUUAGAAGAAAUACUGGUUCGCAAUAAAAUCAAAUUCGAUAGAAGCAAAAACAUAACAAAGCCAAACCAAAUCCAAACUCAAAUCCAAUUCAAACAAAGCAAACUAAACUAAAACAGUUUCGCCUAUGGUGUAGGGGCUAUGGGCAGGAAAGGCAAUAAAAACAACAUGGAAUAUUGAAUGAAAUCGGCUAGCAUAUAUGCACAUACAUUAGCAGCCAAAGGACAGCCAUUACUCCGUUAUCGCCCGCUAACUCCAUAUGAUGGACUUCAAUUCGACAAGCACUCGAUGGCUAUGAGAAAAGUCAAAGGAAAAGUCUUUCAAAGCGAGAAUUUCUAGAAACGAGAAAGCAAAAAUCAUGCAUCAGGAGGAAACCUUUCAGAUUGUCCGAAACCGGGUGGAUGAAAGGGAUAAGUCGCGGGGCUGGAAACAGCAAAUCCGAAAAAAAUCGAAGAGUCCUCAACCUUUGCCCUGCUCUAAUUCAUGGGGACAGGUCCUCCUGCCAUUACUUAUGCUGUCGGGGAUAAGCCUAGUGCUUGGCUCGUACCUCGAGCCCGACGAACUCAUCCAGGAGCUGGACCGUCCAGUGCCUCUGACCUCCGUGCAAGGUGUACUGGGACGCCAGGCGAUGCUUCCGUGCGAUAUAUCGCCUCUGGAGCGGGACGACGCCGUCUAUAUGGUACUCUGGUUCCGCGAAGGAGACGGUGAACCCAUCUACAAUUUUGACGUGAGAGGUCGACAAUUUGGUCAGGCGCGUCUGUGGUCCUCGCCCUUGGCCUUUGGCACUCGCGCCCACUUCACAAGCACCACCCACCCUGCCCAGCUAAGGAUCGACACCGUACGCAUCGAGGACGAGGGUGUCUAUCGGUGUCGUGUAGAUUUUCGCAACUCGCCCACCAGAAAUCUGAAGAUUAAUCUCACCGUCAUUGUUCCGCCGGACAGACCGAUCAUCUACGGUCAGAAUAGGCAUGAGAAGGCCGGAAAUGUGGAGUCCUUCAACGAAGGCAACGACAUAGUUCUGUCCUGCGAGGUUUCCGGAGGUCGACCCCGGCCCAACGUCACUUGGUACUUGGACAACACGGCCAUUGACGAGUCCUUCGAGCAGCGCCCAGACGGUAAGACCAUCAACCACCUGUCCUAUCCCAAUGUGGGCCGGCAGCACCUGAACUCCCGGCUGGUGUGCGUGGCCAGUAACACGAACCUGAUGCCGCCAAACAACAAGGUCGUCAUACUGGAUGUGAACCUGAAACCCAUGGCCGUGCACAUACUCACCAAGGAUCGGUUUGUUUCCGCGGAUCGCACCUACGACGUGGAGUGCAAGAGCUCAGGGUCGAAACCACCGGCCUUAAUCACCUGGUGGAAGGGCACCAAGCAGCUGAAGAAGCUAACCAAGAACUUUAAUGAACCCGAUAAUCAAUCUCUAAGUAUACUGACGUUUACGCCCGGACGCGAGGACGAUGGCAAAUAUUUAACAUGUCGGGCAGAAAAUCAAUUCAUCGACGGCAGCUCCAUCGAGGACAAAUGGCGACUCAUUGUCCAUUACCCACCCACGACCAUGCUGAAGAUUGGCUCCUCUUUGAAUCCGGAUGACAUCAAGGAGGGCGACGACGCAUACUUCGAGUGCAUUGUGCAGGCAAACCCGAAGCCCUAUAAGAUGUCCUGGUUCCAUAACGGCAAGGAGUUGCAGCAUAACAUCUCAGCGGGUGUCAUCCUGUCGGAUCAGUCCCUGGUGCUCCAGAGCGUUUCACGAGCUUCGGCCGGUGACUACACCUGCCUAGCUGUCAACUCGGAGGGCAAAGGCCCAAGUAAUCCGGUCACAUUGCGCAUACGCUAUGCCCCAAUUUGUGCCACGGACCACGAGGAGCUAUUGGGCGCCCUCAAGCAUGAGACCCUACCCCUAAAAUGCGAGGUGGAUGCCUCACCGCCGGCGGACUCCUUUCACUGGACCUUCAACUCGUCCGGCGAACAGACCGAGUUACCCGCCCGCCUGCAUUCUAGUGAGACUGGCAUGUCUCGACUGAACUACACGCCCAGUACAGACCUUGACUACGGAACGAUAUCCUGCUGGGGCAAGAACUCCAUUGGAACGCAGAAGAGUCCUUGUGUAUUUCAGAUUGUGGCAGCGGGACGUCCGUUCCCCCUGCAAAACUGCUCGGUGACCAAUCAGUCGGUCGACUCGUUGCAAGUUGACUGCCUGGAGGGAUUCGACGGUGGUCUGCCCCAGGGAUUCAUGCUGGAGCUGGUGGAGCUGAAUACUUUGCGGCUGGCCAGGAACAUCACGGUUUCGCACACUCCUGUGACUUUUGUGAUAGACAACCUGGAUCAGGCGGCCACCUACCGGAUGGUGAUUUUUGCAGUCAAUGCCAAAGGUCGUUCGGAGCCCACAAUCAUCGACGACAUCAACUUUAAGGGCGUGGCCAAGUUCACAGGUGCCUCGACCGGACUCUCGAUGCCCCUUUCCCCGUUCCUGGCGGGUUUGACCCUUUUCUGUGGCCUCCUUCUCGCCAUCUUCUGCAUCAUGGUGGCGGCCUUCUACCGGAGGCUCUCCAAUCGGCGCAGCGACAGCAACCUAAAGGUAGCCAAGCACACGCAGCUCACGAUUCCGGCGGACUGUCAGCUGGACCCGCUGCACCCCGGAACCCAGACGGACGGAUCCGGCAACCACCAGCCGCACCACAGCCUGCUGCCCAUCAAUUGUGAUGCUCGCAGCGCGGUUGACUGUUCUACGCUGGGGGAUGUGGGCAUGGGCGGGGCUGGCGGAGGAGGAGGCGGUGGCCUAGAUGGUGGACUGAAGGGCUCAUCCAUCGGCCUGGUGCCCAUGUCCGGCGACACACUGCGCUCCACAGCCAGGACACGGCACAGUCCCUUGGCCGAUGGCCAGGCGGAGAUAGAUGAUACCGAUCCCGAUGUUAUACCAAAUCAGUAUGAAAAACGUCCGUUGAAGAGUCUGGUGUCCCCUCCGGGCUUCGCCAGCCCCUCGAACCGUCUGAUGCAGCGAGACUACCUCCGGGAAACGGAGCUUACCAAAGGCAGUAGCGACGUAGGCUUGGGAGCAGCGGAGGGGCUGUCCAGCAUCGGACUGAUGAGCAGUUCCGGGAACGAGGUGCUCCACUACACCUUCCGGCCCAGCAAACAGAUCAGCUAUGCCACGCUGAACAAGAAGGGCAUUACCACGUGCAGUCCACCGCUGGGUUCGUUGAACUACAACGUUAGCACCUCGACGCCCUCCUCCUCGUACCACCUGACGCCCCAGCCGAUGGAGGUGAGCCUGCUCAGUCCGAAUAAUCCGUCGGUGACGUCAUCGCUGAGCGAGUACCGAUUCCGUACCGGACCGGAGAUCGUCACCACCUCGAACCGCAUACAGGAAAGUUGUAUAUAAAGCUCUCGAAUCGCAUCGCAUCGUAUCGCACACGUAACAUACAUACUUACUUCUGAGUGUACAAACCAAAUGAUAUAUAGAUAUAUAUAUAAAUGUAUACAUGAGUAUCGUACUAUCGUACCGCAUCGUAUCGAAUAAUAUCCUAGAAGCUAGACGUAUUUAUUCGCAUGGUUUGAGGAAAGACUUCUCCUAGCUCGUAAGCAUCUUGUGUACUUAAUGCAAUGCCAAAAGUGUAACUGCAAUACACUAGUUCUGUAAAUAAUCGUUGUCAUCUGUUGUUGUAAUUAAGAUCCCAAAAAUCGUGAUGAUGGAAGCGAAUGAAACUACUUUAAAAGAACAUUUCUUCUUUUCAUCCCACUUCCACACUAUCCAUAUCCUAUUUCCCUCAUAUUCUCUAUUCAUACCUAAUGCAUAUCCCGAUAAAAACCAACAAAAAAAAAAAAACAAAAAAAUACAAAAAAAAAAGAUAAAUGGGUUCCGAAGACAAACGCUGUCAACUUAACAUAUCGCCGACAUCCUAACGCUCGCUAAGCUAACCCGUUGGUCAUUGUUGUGAGCCAAAUCUGAUCGAUCUGAUCCAGCCGAAUGCAACUAAUUUACGCCAUAAUUAGAAUACCAAUAAACGUAUAAACAUAUGUAUCCAUUUAAUCUGAACAGGACCUGCACUCUUCCAGAGUUCCCGGCAGAGUUCUGCGGGAGUCGCAUUUGUGAGAAUAUCAUGUCCAUAUCCUCUAUGAAAGUAUUACCUAUUGAUUUUCGUUUUCGAUUAACUCGAGUGUUUAAGUAUAGCUACCGCAUAUGUGUAUUUAACUAGACCUAAGUAGUUUAAGCAUCGGUCUAAGCAAAGUGUACAUACAACAUAUUAUUAUUUGGUAGUUGGGACUCGACCCGGCCAGACCCGAUAACUGUACAUAGUUCAUAAUUUAUUGUGAGGACGAAUUGACCGUUCGUAUCAAUGUAUGUUGUGUUGCCCCUCUAGAAGUAAAUUAAGCAUUUAUAGAACAAUUGCUAGGCCGCAACAUAUGUACAAUUCUUCGGAGCGAUCCGAAGGGAGUGUGUCCCUUCCAGAAACCCCGAACUGGAAGCCCCAAUGGGCGAUUAGCGGCAAGUUCUUCCCUGGAAUGGGCACCAUUUCUGCUUGAGGAUAGUAUAAAUACAUCUGGAUGAAUAUAUGUAUGUAUCUUAGAGAAUUGCUGCCUAAAAGCAUAACCUUAAAAUACGAAUAAGAAACGCAAAGAUUAGUAUAAUUUGUCAAGCCUAGUUUUUGUAACUAUUAGGAGAAAUAUUUAAUACAAUUAAAUUAUAUCUAAAUGGU
Molecule: messenger RNA, 6174 nt
Organism: Drosophila ananassae
Lineage: Eukaryota; Metazoa; Arthropoda; Insecta; Diptera; Drosophilidae
Product: hemicentin-1
Exons: 16
Coding region: 1839-4859 (1006 amino acids)
Molecular function (GO): protein binding
Source: RefSeq, a predicted model, not a curated record